AUGAAGUGUCAUGUUGUCAUCAAAAAUCCUUUUGAAUUCAUAUUGUGGAGUGGACGAGAGUUGAAGGAGUAGAUACCGCUGCUCUGGUUCGGGAUCAAGCAGGAGAUUCUCACAUACUUCAAUCUGAAUUAGUAGCGAAAUUGAUAACCGGAGAGAUGGUAACCCACAUCCACGGAGCUGCGGGAAUUGUUUUCGUUGCGUCUUUAUUGCUAUGCAAGGUGGAGGCUAACGGGAAUGAGGGGGCCGUCUUCCUGAGGGAGUUCACGCUGAUUCGACGUGAUGACCUCCCAGAGGAGUCUUCUCCUGAAGACACGGGCAGCAGUAAGCCUGACGACUCGAGCUCUCGUACAGCCCGCUCAGAGGAGGACCGUGACACCCUGUGGGAUGCCUGGGGAUCGUGGAGCGAGUGUUCCCGCACCUGCGGCGGCGGGGCCUCCUACUCUCUGAGACGCUGCCUCAGCUCCAAGACUUGUGAAGGGCAGAAUAUAAAAUACAAGACAUGCAGCAAUGUGGAUUGCCCCCCCGGGUCCGGUGACUUCCGCGCACAGCAGUGCUCCGCCCACGUGGAUGUCCGCUACCAGGGCCGGUUCCACGAGUGGCUGCCCCUGGACAACGACCCCGAGAACCCGUGCGCCCUGAAGUGCAAGGCCAAGGGCGCGGGCCUGGUGCUGGAGCUGGCCCCCAAGGUGCUGGACGGGACGCGGUGCUACACCGAGUCCUUGGACAUGUGCAUCAGCGGGGUCUGCCAGAUUGUUGGCUGCGACCUUGAACUGGGGAGCGCGGCGAAAGAGGACAACUGUGGAGUGUGCAACGGGGAUGGCUCAUCCUGCAGGCUAGUGCGCGGGCACUACAAAUCCCAGCAUGCCGCGGGGAAGAACGAAGACACGGUCAUCGUCAUCCCCUAUGGCAGCCGUCACGUGAGGCUGGUCCUGAAAGGGCUCGAUCACUUGUACUUGGAGAGCAAGACGCUGCCGGGCGUGAAGGGCGAGAACAGCCUCGGCGUUCCUGGGACUCACCACCUGGAGAACACCACUGUGGACUUCCAGAAGUUUCCCGACAAGGAGGUCCUGCGGAUAAUGGGGCCCCUGGGUGCUGACUUCACCAUCAAAAUCCGUUACAAUGGAGGGGUGGACAGUGUGGUUCAGUUCAUCUUCUACCAGCCCAUUAUUCACCGCUGGAGGGAGACGGACUUCUUCCCCUGCUCGGUGACUUGCGGCGGGGGGUAUCAGCUGACCUCAGCGGAGUGCUUUGACCUGCGCAGCAGCCGGGUGGUGGUGGACCAGUACUGUCACUACUACCCCGAGAACAUCAAGCCCAAGCCCAAACUGCAGGAGUGCAACCAGGACCCGUGUCCAGCCAGUGACGGCUACAAGCAAAUCAUGCCCUAUGACCUCUACCACCCCCUGCCUCGGUGGGAGAGCAGUCCCUGGACGGCCUGCUCCACCUCCUGCGGCGGGGGGAUCCAGAGCCGCUCCGUCUCCUGCGUGGAGGAGGACAUGCAGGGCGUCAUCACCCACGCCGAUGAGUGGAAGUGCCUGUACUCUCCCAAAAUGGCCGUCCUGCAGGCCUGCAACACCUUCGACUGCCCGACCUGGCUCGCCCAGGAGUGGUCACCUUGCACAGUGACGUGCGGGCAGGGCCUGCGCUAUAGGGUGGUCCUGUGCAUCGAUUACAGGGGUCUGCACGCUGGGGGCUGCAACUCUAAGACCAAGCCCCACAUCAAGGAGGAGUGCCUGGUCACUGUGCCCUGCUACAAGCCCAUAGAGAAGCUUCCUGUGGAGGCCAAGCCACCAUGGUUCAAGCAGGCCCAGGAGCUGGAUGAGCUCACCGCAGUGACCGAGGAGCCCACGUUCAUUCCUGGGGCCUGGUCCCCCUGCAGCCGGACGUGUGGGGCGGGGACACAGAGCCGGACGGUCAGGUGCCAGGUCCUGCUGUCCUUCUCCCAGACGGUCGCGGACCUGCAGGAGGACGAGUGUGAGGGGCCCAAACCCGCCGAGUCCCAGCCCUGCUACCGCCGGCCCUGCAGGGGGGAGGGAGGGGAGUGGGAGGAGGAGGAGGAGGAGGAGGAGACGGAGGGGGACCGCCCCGUCGAAAGAGAGGAGCUUCACGACUGGGAGUACGAAGGGUUCACGGAGUGUUCCGAGUCCUGCGGCGGAGGUGUGCAGGAGGCGGUGGUGGUCUGUGUGAAUAAGCAGACCCAGGAGAGGUCCUCAGAGGAGAGCCUGUGUGUGAGCUCCCGCCGGCCCCCUCAGCUGCUCCGGACCUGCAACACUGAGCCCUGCCCACCCAGGUGGGAGACGGCAGCCUGGAGCUCCUGUUCGGCCACCUGCGGGGUGGGCCUGAUGAGCCGGGCCGUGUCCUGCACCCACCUCCAGUCCCGAGAGGACAACCGGACGGUCACCGUGAGCGACGGCAAGUGCCGCCUCCCCAAACCCAGCCCGGUCCAGGCCUGCAACCGCUUUGACUGCCCGCCCAUGUGGGAGCUGAAGGACUGGGCCCAGUGUUCCCGUAGCUGUGGAGGCGGCAUGAAACGGAGGGAGGCCCUCUGCAAGCAGCGUCUCGCGGACGGCAGCGUCCUGGAGCUGCCCGACACCUUCUGUCCCUCGCCGAGCCCACCUACCCUCCAGCCCUGCGAGAAGAGGGAGUGUCCCCCUCGAUGGGUCCCGACAGAGUGGUCCCAGUGCUCAGCCACCUGCGGAGAGGGGACCCAGAAACUGGCGCUGGUGUGCAGGAAGCAGGAGGAGAACGGGGAGCACCGCACCCUGGCCCAGGAGGCCUGUGCCCCCGUCCCCCAGCCCGUGACCGUCCGGGCGUGCUCCCUGGGCGCCUGCACGAAGAAUUUCAGGCCAGGAGGCACUAAACUGGGUCCAAGCAUCCUGGCUCAGCGGAAGGUCUACAUCCAGUGGAGGAAGGAGAAGAAGCUGCAGCUGGUUAUGGGGGGGUACGCCUACCUCCUGCCCAGGACCUCCGUCUUCAUCCGCUGCCCCGUCAGGCGCUUCCGCAAGGGCCAGAUCCGGUGGCUGAAGGACGGGAAGGCCCUCCUCAGCCAGCCCCACCUCCUGGUUACCCCGCUGGGCUACAUCAAAAUCCAGCACCUCCGGGCCUCGCAUGCCGGGGUGUACGCCUGCGCGGCAGGCCAGGCCCAGGAGAACCUCGUCCUGAAGGUCAUCGGCAGCAAGCGGAAGCUUCCGGUCCCGGACGGGAGCCUGUGGCUGACGGAGGCCGAGGGGAAGGCCCCUCCGGAGGACCUGCGGCUCUCCUUCGGCAAGUACGACGCCAUCGUCCAGCGCCUUCUGGAGCUGAAGGGGGCCGCCAGGGAGGGCCCAGAUUCCAGGGAGCUGCUGGACUCGGCCGAGAACAACGCGUCCACCCUGGAGGAGGACAGCGCCGGGGAGGCCUGGGUCUCCCAGACGCUGGUCACGGAGACGUGGAGGCUGGACGAGAUUGUCAGGAACCUGUCGCUCCACCCCCGCGACCAGCAGACGCUGCACAGUGACCAGCUCCUCACCCAGCUGCUGGUGGAGCUCAGCAAGAACCACGGCGAGAGCAACGAGUCCACCCUGCUCCACCCCGGCAGGCCCGCCACUGAGUCCUUCACCCAAAGCUCCAAAGCCGGCCCAGACGCCACCAAGUCCGGGGGUUCCACAGGGACCCACAGGGAACUUUCUAGAGCCCCAGCCAUCCUGCAGAAAACACUGAGCUUGGACAAGGAGCAGUCCCCCUUGGAGAUCGUGGCCCAAGUGGGUACCCCAGUCUUCCUGCCGAGACAGACCAUCAGCUUGGAGCUCAGGUGUGAGGCGGCGGGCACCCCAGAGCCUGUCAUCACCUGGACCAAGGAUGGGGUGGAGCUUGUUUACAGCAGCAGGGUAGGCAGGCUGCCAGGGGGCUCCCUGAGAAUCCUGGCUCCGCGCGAGGCUGACGUGGGGCUGUACACAUGCACCGCCGGGAACCGCGCCGGCUCCACCUCCCUGUCUUCCUCGCUCAGGAUCGCAGAACCACCAGAGCCUUCCCCGGAUGACCCCCUCUGGACUGCCCUGGCCCAUGCAGCAGAACCUGGUGUCCACGUCCUGCUGAUGACCGGCAACUUCACCAAAACUACUCUGCAGAGCGGCACCACUGCCCUCAUCGGCUGCCCUGUAAGGGGUUACCCCACGCCUAAGGUGUCCUGGUUCCUGAACAGGCAGCCCCUGUCCCAGACGGCAGGAGUACCCCAUCAGCUCUUGGCAGGAGACCAGGCCCUCCACCUACCCAACAUCACCCGAACCCUGAGGGGUGAAGUGAGCUGCAGUGCAGAGAAUAAAGCGGGAGCUCUGCAGCAGAGGAAGGUCCUGGACGUACAAGGGGUCAAGGCGCCGGGAUUGAAGUGUCUGGUAGACGGUGUUGAGGGGAACCACUCACUGUGCCGAGACAAGAAGAACACCACACAGAGGACAGCGGCCUGCCAAGGACAACACUGCCCCCCCAGGUGGCAGGCCUCCGCCUGGUCUCCUUGCUCCGUCAACUGUGGAGGAGGUGUGCAGGUGCGCCGGGUGUACUGCCAGCAGGGGUCCCAGGAGGAGGACAGCUGUGUCGGGGCAGGGAGGAAGCCCCCAGACACCCAGCUGUGUAACGCCAUGCCCUGUGUGGAGUGGGCUGCGUCUGCCUGGGGCCAGUGUAACGGACGCUGUGUGGGACCCCGUCUGGCUACACAGCACAGGCAGAUGUUCUGCCAGGACAGGAACGGUACCAGAGUCCACCAGGCCGAGUGCGGCUCUCUGCCCAGGCCGGGUUCCUACCGGAACUGUUCCGCAGACGCCUGCGCUGUGCAGUGGCGGCCGGGACCCUGGACUCAGUGCACCUCCACCUGCGGCAGCCACGGCUUCCAGGCCCGGCGCGUGCCCUGCGUCCACCAGCGCAGCGGGAGGAGCGCCCGGGAGGCGAACUGCGCCUGGAGGACGCGUCCCUCCACCUGGCAGCGCUGCAACAUCCAGCCCUGUGCCCGGGAGGAGUGCAGAGACAGCACCAGGUACUGUGAGAAGGUGCGGCAGCUGGAACUCUGCUCAAUGGCCCAAUUCAAAACUCGGUGCUGCGAGUCUUGCCGGAGCAGCUGAGGUCACCCCCUCCUCCACGUCCCCAGGGGGCGCUGUGACUGAUCCACUCACCAGCCUGACUGCAAAACACCAUCACUUGGUCUGGACAAAUAAAAAAACAAGAGACCUAAAAAUGAAUUUGACACCAAUGAAGGCUUCCAUUUGAUUGUGUUAUUUAUAUUUUGUUACCAUUCUGGUGGAUCAUACAGCAACGAGAGGCUUGUCGGAACUGCACUCAGCGUGUCUGCAACCAGGAAAGACUUUUGCACCUGUGGCUGUGGUUUUGUCCCACAGCACCUGCUGGAUCUCACAGUGUAAACUCCCAGGAGGAAAAGCACAUACUGAACAGACCUUCAGGCCUUGAAUGUCAAGUUAAUUUGGUGUUCUUUUUUUUUUACAUUUACAAAGAAAAUCCCCCUGGUCAGACUUUUCCUGUGUUUUCUGUAUAUUUGUCAUGUGGUGGAGGUGGGCAGAGUUCCCUCUCACAUACAGAAUUGUGGUUUGGAACAUGCAGCGUGCACAACCGUUACAGGACUACUUCAGCUGCCCAUUGUUUCCCCUGUCAAAGGCACAGCAUCGAAGGUCACUUCUCCAUUUCUCUAUUUCUGGUGACUCAUGUGUAGAGUGUAUAAUUAUAGAUGUGACAGGGAAGUCUGGACUGCGACUCACGUUACCUGUAGAGUUUAUUGUGAAUUUCAUUUAAAUUUAUUGGUACCAAAUGGCCUUAAUAUGAUGCUACGGCUGGUUUGCACAGGUCCAGGAGCACUGUGGCUAGAGUGGCUGCACAGAACGCAAGAAGGCUGUCCGGUCCACACGUCCAUGAGAAACCCUUGGUACCUCACGUCAGUCUGUUUGUGCCCCUAUCUCAGCAGAGAUGGACUGAGGUCAUGACCAGCAGUGGGUGGAGUCCAUAGAGCGGCCACAUAUUUUAUUAAGAAUUUUCCAGAAUCCAUGUCCUGGCCUACAAUAAUCAUAAGCAUCAUAAACCAUUUUUUGUAUUUGCAUAUCAUUACUACUGUACAAUUGUGAUUAUCAUUAUUAUAAAAUGUUUCCCUGUUUGGUAAUUUCAAGCAAUAAACUAUUUUUUGUCAGUAUAACAUUGUAGAAGACGUGGCCUGCAGAACUCUAGACGUGUUGAUCAAAACACAAUAUAUUUUAGAGCAGGAAUGUGAAAUUCAAGUCCUGGGUACAGAUGUUUGCUUCCACCAAUUACCACCGUACCAAUUAGCUGUAAAACUCAGUGGUUUCCUUACUACUACUAACACAAUCAAACAUUGAAAAAGUUGAUGGUGAGUCUGUCAUUGCACUAUACUGUAUGUUUAAUGUCCAAGAUGCUACAGUAAUAAUGUAAUACCAUACAGUGACAUGAGAUACAAAUUGGUAUUAUGAAUCCCGUUUCGUGUUUCAGCGUAUGACUAAGACAGCACACAGGGGAAGGAAUUAAUAUUUUCUAUCUUUUUAAAAACUGGAGUAUUUUAGUCACUGCUCAAACUCAUCUUUAGGUGCCCCUCCUUCUCCCCUUUUGCCGAAAUGGGCAGCAUGUCACCAUAGCAAUGCGUAAUACGAUGCAGAAAUUAUGACGAAAUAAAAUUCUCAUUUCCUUAUAGAAGGUUAUGCAUUUCAGUAUCCUCAUUUUCAUAUUGAAAAUGGCCUGUGUCCUGUGACUUCAGAUUUUCGAUUUGAGUGAGUGUUUUUCAGUGUGCCUAAUUAGUCACUGAUGAGCUCAAUUGAAAUGUGACUUGAUUGAAAUAUAUUCAGUCACCAAAAUUCCAUGAUUUUACCCAUGUAUACAUACUAUACUGUAUUCAAUGCAGUAUGCACAGAGCUUUUUAUUUUGCUAAUGUUUUUAUUUUUUUUUUGGAAUUAAAUAUAAAACACGGUGGUUUACAUAGUGUAACUCAUGUCAUUAAAACUUGCCCCAGGCAUUAAGUUGGAGUGUAAAUCAAAUGGGUAGUCAGGGAAUAUUGUCAAGUUAACAAGUUCUGUAAAUAUUUGAUGAUUUUUUUUACUAGAGCUUUUUUGUUUGUUGUAUCUAUAUUGGUUAUAUUUAUUACAAUGUCAGAUUUUGUGCAAGUGCAAUUGUUUUUGUAAAUGAAAGAGAUUUGUUACGUAGUUCUGCUGUACAUGAACAUUUCCGGUUUCGUUCAGGCAUGUAGUAGUUGCUGUCAGUACAGUGCAUGUGUAACGCAGGCUUAUAUUGCGGACUUGCUAUGUUCAGAUAUACUGUACCAAGCCUGGUCAUUCUGCAGAUAAUAAAAAAGAUUUACAUUCCUUUCAAA
Molecule: messenger RNA, 7348 nt
Organism: Conger conger (European conger)
Lineage: Eukaryota; Metazoa; Chordata; Actinopteri; Anguilliformes; Congridae
Product: ADAMTS-like protein 1
Exons: 28
Coding region: 156-5090 (1644 amino acids)
Biological process (GO): extracellular matrix organization
Cellular component (GO): extracellular matrix
Molecular function (GO): metalloendopeptidase activity
Source: RefSeq, a predicted model, not a curated record